Molecule: messenger RNA, 2906 nt
Organism: Camellia sinensis
Lineage: Eukaryota; Viridiplantae; Streptophyta; Magnoliopsida; Ericales; Theaceae
Source: RefSeq, a predicted model, not a curated record
UUAUUCCCAAAAUUGCCCCCUUUUUCUUCUUCUCUUGCUCAGUCUCUCAUCUGUCUCUCUGUCUCUCAGUCGCGCUCAUCUCUCUCUCUCUCUCUCUCUCUCUCUCAACGGCGUAGUGUAGCAGAGGCGGCGGCGUGCAGCGGCGGCGUGCAGCGACGGCGUGCGGCGGCGUGCAGCGGCGUCCAGCAACGACAGCAUCUCUCUCUGUCGCUCAUCUCUCUCUCUCUCUCAGCGGCGUCUCUCUCUUUCUCUGUCACACGCUCACUCAGUUUCAAUCGCCUCUCUCUCACUCACUCAGCGCGUAGAGCGACUAUGAGUAGCGGCGAUGUGCAACAAAUUCCGAGACAAAGGAAGAGGUUGCAAUCAAGAGAAUUGCGAAUGCAUUUGAUAACAGAAUUGAUGCUAAAAGGACCCUACGCGAAAUCAAACUGUUUUGCCAUAUGGAUCAUGAGAAUGUUAUUAAAAUUAAGGAUAUCAUACGGCCACCAGAGAAAGAUGAGUUCAGUGAUGUGUAUACUGCAUAUGAACUUAUGGAUAUCGAUCUAUAUCAAAUAAUACACUCUUCCCAGGAACUCACAGAUGAUCAUUGUCAGGAGUAAUUUGAAUCUCAACUGGGUAUCCCAAGAGAGUAAAUUUCUGAAACUGAUGUUGCGAGUUCCAUCCAGCUCCAGCCUUGCCAAGGAUUUGGAAAUUCAGCAUGCCUUGUCAUCAAGUUUUAUGCACAAUUUCAUUUUUACGAUAUUAUUUCUGUGCAACUUUUUCUUAGUUUAAACUUGAUGUCUAAUCCUGAUGGCAUUUUUUGUUUUGUUAAUUUCACAUUUAACUUGCACAGGCAUGGCUUAUGUAUUUUUGGAGAAGAGCUGAAGUCCAUGGUGUAGAAGAGGAGAUUGCCAAAGAACGACUUCAAUUUUGGAUUAUCUGUAGCGGGCACUCACCAACCUCACAUGAUGCUGUUGAUGACGUUCGCAAGCCAGCGAAAGACUUCCGCCAAUCUUACGUUCCCAGUAAGGAUCUGAAAAAACUCCUAGACUUGCCAGUUCACAAAAGAAAAGCACCUCUUCUUCUCAACUUUAUUCCUACAUACAAAUCGAUUUUGCCCGACGUCCCAGAAAAAAGAAGAAAAGCCUUUCUCCUCCUACUGCCACAACUCAAACCGCCUCUACAUCACGAACAGACCAAGAGUCAACAUCUGACCCAACCAAUCAACCAUCUACUUCGGCCCCAUACUUGGUCCCAAUACAAGAAUGAAAACGUCGGCGAAGACUUGUCAAAACUGCUGAGAUGGGUCGCCUAAAGCCCGUUGUUCAAGAUCUCCUUGCCGAUCUCCCUGUUGACGUCGAUGCCCAGCCGACGCAAACCAUGCCCCCACCAAAGCCGAAACGAACCAAGAAAGCCCAGCCAAAGGCUAAAGCCACUGAAGUUGAGGCUGAGGAUACCCUGACAAUUUCACAAUUGGCAGGGAGUGAGAAGACGGCUUCCGUUCCCAAAAAACGGUCUGCUGAGACACCGCCAUCAGAGUCCACACAAUCAAAGAAACCGAGGUCAUCGUCUGCGACGACCUCGGGGUCCAGAAUACCAAAAGUCCUCUGGACGCCUGAAAUUACUUUAGAAGAUAAGCCCGUUCUUGCCAGCGAUAGUGCCGACGACAUAAUGCCAAGAUGAUGAGUACGAGAACUAUGCCUUUAUGCUCCAACGUUCUGUCCAAGUAAGUGUCUUUACAUGGAAACUUGUCUUCUCUUUUACUUUGUAAAAGUUUGUAAUAAUUUUUGCCCUGUGCUCUUUCAGGCUAUUCAACAUGUCCACUCUCUCUUUAUGCAAGCUUUUGAAAAUAGGGCAAAGUUGGCCGACAUGAAGAGGGAGGUUUCUGCCCUUAAAAAGGAGAACAAAGCCCUUCAAUCAAAAAUGAAAAAACUGGAAGACCAGGCUGAGGCUGCCACCAAAGCCCAAACCCUAGCCAAAGAAAAGGCCGAAUCUGCUAGGUCAUCAAGAAGGUUGCCGAGGCCGAGAAGAGAGAAGCCGAGGACAAAAAGGCCCAAGCCAAAAUGGAACUUCAGGAGGCCUUGGCCACUAAAGAUGCUGAAAUCAAAGCGGCCGACGAAAAAGCCUAUGCCCAAGGAAUGGCCGACGUUAUAGAGGAAUACAAAUUACAAGUUAGGCAGGCAUGCAACAAGGGCUUUUCCCUUGGUUGGAUGUCCCUGGCCAAAAAGCUCAAUAUUCCUAAAGAUUCACCUCUGCGCAAGGCUGAAGCUAUUCCUCUCCCAUUCCCUGCUCCUCCUCCACCUCCAAGUCAAGUUGAAGAAGAAUCUGAAUCUGAGUCUGAAGAUGAGGAGGAAGGUGAGGAUGAGGCUUUAGUAAGGAAAUCCAAGGAGGCUGAUGGGCCUAAGUCUCCUUCUCUGAAUGAGCAGGUCUUGGACCUGACUCAAGAUGAUGAUGGUGAUGCAGUUGCUAAGGAAACUACUCCUGAACAGGCCUCAUCUGACAUUCCUCCAGUCGAAAAAAGUCUUAAUGAAACCCUUGUGCCGAUUGACGCCGAAAUCGAGGCGGAAAAGACUGCCGAAGUAGCUCUUCAGGAAUCAGUCGAGGUAGUUCUCCAAGAAUCGGCCGAGGUCCAGUCUCAAAUUGCGCUUGAAGUUGAAGAAUCAUAACUUUGAUGUCCCUCUUUUCUUGUUUUUUGUACUUUUCUGUUUCUUGGACAGUAUGCCUUCUGUUUGUGUUGGAUAUUUUAACAUAACUAUCUUUCUUUGAAUGACUGCAUUCUUUUUUGCCUUAUCUUUGACUGCCUCUGUUUGAUUCUAUACUUAGAAUUUUUUUGUAUGCCUUUCAUAUUUUGCCUCCUUUGUGCAAUCUUCUCGGGGUUACAUACCUCGGGUAUAAUAGCUGCAAAACUUUUACUUCGGCAAGAUACU